Colius striatus (speckled mousebird) is the source of this 6725-nucleotide messenger RNA. RefSeq names its product kyphoscoliosis peptidase-like. The transcript is spliced from 7 exons. Bases 255 to 2828 code for a protein of 857 amino acids. Lineage: Eukaryota; Metazoa; Chordata; Aves; Coliiformes; Coliidae. The record is from RefSeq and is a predicted model, not a curated record.
CUUCUGCAAAGCAGGAGAGGCUUUGGCUGGCAGCAGCAGUGUUAGCACUUUUGAUGGUGCUUUACAGUAUUUUUAGCCCUCCUGAUAUUAGCAAGGUGCAAAAAAACAACCCCAAAGCCCCCAGUCGUGGUUUGGGAUCUGUAUAAAAGGCACAGGGGCUGCAGGCAGCCAGCAGCCUCUCCUGAGCAGCAGGGAGCCACGGCUGGGUCACCAGCAGACCUCUGUGGUUUCUUCACCCCUUUAGCACUGCUCAGAUGAAAAGCAGCUAUGAGAGAGGCAAGUCGUCCAAAUCCCAGACUAUCAAAGCAAACGAGCCGAUUCCCUCCCAUCGCUCCAGGAACGGCAACCACCAUGACAAACAACCCACCCAAAGUACAUCAAGAGUGGCCCUUCCCAGGAGCCAGGGAGAAAAUGCAAUGCCAUCUUGGGUAGGAAACAACUUGCCUGUCUGGAAGGAAUCUCAGAUGUCAGAUGUCUGUAAUGGCAACUUUCCCCUGGGACACGUUUCUGAAGAGAUCAGCUGCAGAACCUCAGAGAAACUCCCUCGCCAAGUCAUCAACAUGAGCAGCAACGAGGAAGAGGUGCUAAAGAAAGUCUCAGCUACACAAAAAGUAAAAGGUGAGCCCAAGGAUUCCCCCUCUAAGGCAGUUUUCACGUUUUGGGCCAACAAAGUUAACAACAGCAGCAAAACAACUGCCUUCCAAGAGCUACUGCAGAAGUCGUCUGUGAAUGGGGGAAGCUGCGCUCCAGCUCUUCUUGAGGAAGGGAUUAGCAAGUUGGAAGAAGGGAAGCAGGCUAAAAAUCCGCAGAGAAAGACCAGGAGAGAUCUCUUCUCUGACUCAAAGGUUUUCAGCCAUGUUGAUAGCCAUGUCCUACAUGUGAGCCAGCAGCUGAAGCCUGGGCAUGCUGGGUUGUCUGUCCAGGCCAUUGUUCCUCUCAUCACUGCCAAAUCCCACAGCAAACUGGAGACAGUGCGGGCGAUAUGGUUCUGGCUCUGCCACAACGUUGAAUACGAUGUGGAUGGCUUCCUGGGGCUGUCUCAGAAGAUCCACAUGCCAGAGCAGGUCCUGCAAACGGGAAGAGCUGUGUGUUCUGGUUAUGCCCAUCUAUGCCAGGAAAUGUGCAGGGAGGCAGGUUUGAGCUGCGUGGAGGUCCCAGGCUUUGGCCGGGGGCUGGGCUCCCGUGGAGGCCAGUGGUGCCACCAGCAGAAGAGCAGCCACAUGUGGAAUGCAGUGGAGCUGGAAGGACAGUGGUGCCUGCUGGAUGCUUGCUGGGGUGCAGGGACCGUGGAUGAAGAGAGAAGGUUGUUCAUGCCCAGGCACGAUGACUUUUUCUUCCUUACUGACCCUGAGCACUUCAUUGAGACCCACUGGCCAGAAGAGCCCCACUGGCAGCUCCUGCAGCCCCCCAUCCUGAGGGAAGACUUCGAGCAGAGAGUUUUUAAAACUUCAGAGUUUUUCAGGCUUCAGCUCUCCCUCCUUUCUCCAGACACUUCCCUCCUCAAGACAGCCCAUGGGGAGGUGUCAGUGAUGCUGGGAAGCACCCACCCCACAGAGUUCACCUACCAGCUCUCCAGGCUUCAGGGCAGCACGGAUGGAGAGGAUGUGGGUGCAGUUCAUGGGAUGACAACGGUGUCCAAGAACAACGUGACCAUCAAGGUGACUCCUCCGACCGAGGGCCUGUUCCACCUCAUGAUCUUCGCCCGCCACGCCGACUCUCAGGACCCUUUCCACUGGGUGUGCUCCUAUCAGAUCCAAUGCCUGGAGACACACAAAGGAGAGGAACUGCCCCAAAACCCUUUUCAUUUCUGGGGCCUUCACCAAAAGGCGAGAGAUUUUGGCAUCAAGGAGAGCAGCCACAAAGGAGAGCUGCUUGUUGCUCCACAGGGAGCUUUGUUCUUGACUCUCCACACAUCCCGACCCUUGCUUGCCAUGUAUGAGCUGGUUAAUAAAGACUUAGACACUGCUAUGAGUAAGAAAUGCCUGGUGGCCCAAGCUGAGGAGGAGCAACUGAGUUGCCACGUGCUCUGCCCUAUCCUGGGUUACUACCGGCUCUCCGUGUUUGUGAAGGAUUUGGGAGGCCCCACAUUCCACAACGUGGCCAACUUCCUCGUUCAUUGUUUGAAGCCCAUCAACCAGAACGAGCUCUUCCCCUCGGGGCUGAGCAUACACUGCGGGAGCGGGGUCAGCUGCAGCAGCCACGGCCUCUCCCAGCCCAGCCACUCUUCCCCCAUCAUCACCACCAACCUGGGCAAGUGCAACAUCACCUUCCACGCCCCCGCCGACCUGGAGGUGACCGCCAGCUUGAGUAAAGACAAAGCCACCAGCAACAAGUACCCGCUGGAGAGGUACGUGCUGGUCACUCACCUGAGGGCUAAAGUCAGCGUGUGUGUGGUGCUCCCCGAGUCAGGCACCUACAAAGUGGGGCUUUUUGGGAGAAGCAAAGACCAGAAGGACUUUGUCCAUAUUUGUGACUAUGUCAUACGCUGCCUCUCCGAGCCCAGCUGGCCGCCUUUCCCCAGGGUGUACAGCCUGUGGGGCAGAGGCUGUGUGCUGCUCCAGCCACGCACGGGGAUGCUCCAGGAGCAGAGCUGGGUGCGCUUCAGGGUGAAGGUGCCGAAGGCUUACGAAGCCGUCGUCCUGGCAGGAGGGAAGACGCCGCUGCAGCAGACCCCAAACGCUGUCUGGGAAGGGGAUGUGUUCACCGGGGCUGUGGGGACACAGGUCAAGCUGGCAGCAAGGUUCAGCCAGGGUUGCUCCUCCCUGGAGGUCAUGCUGGUGUUUGAGGUGGGGGGAUGCUCACCCACCUGCCUGGGCUGCUUGGGAUAAACCAAGUGGCUGGAUGAGAAGGAUUAAAAAAGCCAGGGAAGGAAACAAAAGCUGUCAAAGCUGGAGGAUGCUGAGGAGACGUGGAGGAAACUCCCAGAACUUUACAGCAUGUCAGGGGGAGCGGGGGGAGUCUGGGUGUUACCCACAGAGCUUCUCUUCCCACAGGAUACCCAGAUACUUGCUGAGGCCUCCUGUCCCAUUCUGAGACGUUGCCGCUGUUUAAAUCAGCACCAACAUAUGGAACUCUCCUAAUAUUUUGCUUCUGUCAAGAGGAAACCAUUGUUCAGCUGCUCUCCAGGAAGGAUGUCUCACUGCUUAUUACCAGCUUGGAUGAUUGUUAGCAGCAUUUUAUUUGACAUCUAUUCAAGAACUGGGAACCCACAUGGUUUCUUUCUCUCCAGAGGAUAACAACAACAACAAUAACAACAACAAAAAUGCCCCAAACAAACAAACAAAAAGCCCAAACUGGAGCCAACAGCUUCAAAAGGCAGCAAGGGGGUUUGAAUGUAAAUAGAUGGUAAAGCAAGACCUCCUCACAGAGAGACUCUGUGCUUGGGAAGAGGAAAGGGGGAAAGAAGUCAAGAGAUGCUGUAUUUUAUCAUCCAUGUCUUUGAAAUACCUCCCAGGGGUUUUAUCAUCAAGGGUGACAUGUAGAUACACACUUAAGAGCAUUGAGAGCUUUAAAGAAAGGGAGGGAAGCCAGCAAGGAGGUGGCUCUGUAGCCAAAGCAUCUAAUCUCAGAGCAGAAAGCACAGGAGACUCCACUCUCAAGCUCUGACACACUGUGCAAGGCACCACAAACACAGACUCACUGAAACUUGAUUUUCCUUCUUUGAUGGAAGCCCACAGGCUAGAAGAAACACACUGGAGACACUUCUCCAUGCCUGCACUGGACUGACUGGUGCUUGAAAUGGGGAGCAAGAAUCCACUGGAUUUUUGGCUGCUGUGCUAAAGGUGGUGAGGGAACACAACCCUGGCAAUUGAAAUCUGACUGGGAGCAAAAGUACAAGUAGGUUUGAAGCUUUUCUGGGCCUGAUAGUUAGUGCAACUGAUGUUGGAUCACAUUCCACACUAAACUUGCUGGAACCACGUUGAUGGAGUGGAAGAUCCCCCUGCAGAACAAAGCACAAGGACUACUUUGAGUUAAGGGAAGCACAUGCAAUGGUAGACAUGGGCUAAACUCUUGCCUGUGGUGCUAGAAAGCAGUUCAACAAGUACAUAUCCCCAGAUCUUCUCCUCUGACCCACGUUCUGGCUUCUCUAUAUGGGGCCACCCUCUUGGAUGUGGUCCUCUUGGAUGAUAAGGUGACUCAGCUCCCUUGUGUGUCUUUCAGAAGAAACAUAGACUUGUUAAAGAACAUCUGCUUCCUAUGAGACUGAGCAGAUAACCCAUGGCCCAGCCCUAAAAGUCAGAGCCUGGCAAGCUGCUGGCAGUCAGUGUUGUCCUCCAAAUUGCCCAGGGAGGGUGUGGAGGCUCCUUCUCUGGAGGUCGUCAAAACCCACCUGGACACGUUGCUGUGUGACCUCCUCUAGGUGGAUCUGCUUUGGCAGGGAGGUUUGGACUGGGUGAUCUCUAAAGGUACCUUCCAACCCCACCAUUCUGUGAUUCUGUGAAAUUCCUCCCACCAGCUGAGGACCUUUGCAGGCACCUUCCAUGACCAACAGCUUUAUGACCAUGCUGUGUUCCCUGAGCAACGAGGAUGCUGCUGUGCAACUCCCCAGCCCUCCUUGGUGCUUCCUAACCUGUGCCUUGUCCACAGACAGCACAGGCAGGGAAAUUGUAUCUGCAAGCCCAGUAGGCUCCUACAGACUGUGAUUUGGCUCUUGUUUUGUGGAAACUUGACAAACAAGAAUGACUGACAAGUGAAAUGAGUCUCCAUCCCCACUGUCAUUUUCCUCUCCAUGUCCUUUUCCUUUCCAGUCAGUUUUGCUGUUAACUUCUCUCAGCUGUGCCUCCUUGGCCCUCUUGAGCCACUCCAAAUCUGCCUGUACACACAUGUUGUUAGCUGAAUCUGUCCCAUCUUUGCCCAAAUUUGAGCAGGCACGUUACAAUCACAUGCCUCCAGGCAAAACUCAGCUUCCAGCUCAGUGAUUAAUUUCUCUUUAUCCAUCAUAAUGAAGUCCAGAUUAGAGUUACCUUAAACUGGGGUCCAAACAACUUAGGUCAGAAUAUAAUUACCUGGAGGUGCUGAGAACUUUAAUGAUACUCCCAGAGGGGAUUUUAUUCCUUCAAGGAUCUGAAGUCGAUCUGCUCAUGUUUCCUCCCCGUGCACGCUCGGAUAUACCAUGUAACCCAUUUUAAAUGUCAUUCUUAUUUGGAUUUACAUACCUCAAACCCAGAGCUCUAGGAGCCUUCCCAACAAACACCAGCUCUCCAAAAAUAACAGCCCUGGGGCAAGCAUCACUCAUGAAAAAAACCACGAUAAGCAACAGAACAAACCUGUUUGUCUCUCCUCCUCUGCCCAGCAGGGAUAAAUUAGGUGGAAAAUAGAUUACAGCACAUACCUGCAGACACAUAAAACACACCUAGUGCUGGGCAAACUCGGUUCAAAAAGUCAUUAGGAGGCCUCCAGGCACACACGGAGCUAUGGACAGCCAGAAGCUGAACAGGACUGUGGUGGGUUGGUUCUGGUUGGGCACCAAGUGCCCACCAAAGCUGCUCCAUCACUGUCCUCCUCAGCUGGAAAGGGGAGAAAUACAACAAAAGGAGAUCAGGACAGGGACAUCACUCAACAAUUGUCAUCAUGGGCAAAACAGGUUCGGUUGGGGACAAAGAGUUUAACAUUACCAAUCAAUUCAGAGUAAGGUAAUGAGAAAUAAACCCCAAUCUUACAAACACUUUCCCCUUACCUCUCCCUUCUUCCUGAGCUUAACUUCAUCAGUCAUUUUCUCUCCCUCCUCCCCUCCAGCUGCACAGGACAGGGAACAGGGGCUGCAGUCAGUUCAUCACAUGUUGUUUCUGCUGCUCAUUCUUCCUCAGAGAAAGCACUCAUCACCCUCUUCCCUUGCUCCAAUGUUGGUCUUCUCCACAGGAGACAGCCCUCCACAAGCUUCUCCACUGUGAGUUUUCCCCACAGCUCCGCAGGAACUGCCUCAAUGUGGGUCCCUUCCAUGGGUUGCUGUCCCUCAGGAGUGAACUGCUCCAGUGGGAGUCCCUCACAGGGUCACAAGUCCCCGAUAGGAACCUGCUCUAGCCUGGGCUCCUCUCCCCAUGGGUUCCCAGGUCCUGCCAGGAACUUGCUCCAGGGUGAGCUUCCCACAGGGUCACAGCUUCCCUUGGGCAUCCAUCUGCUCCAGUGUGGGGUCCUCCAUGGGCUGUGGGUGGAUCUCUCCAUGGGCUGCAGGGGAACCUCUUCUCUGAGCCUGGAGCAUCUCCUCCCCUCCUUCUACACUCACCUUGGGGUCUGCAGAGAUGUUUUCUCUCACACAUUCUCACUCCUCUCUCUGGUUACAAUUAAUGUUCCACAGCAGGUUUUCCCCUUCUUAAACUCAUUAUCCCAGAGGUGCUGCCACUGUUGCCAAUUGGCCAUCAGCAGGUCUGUCUUGGCUUUAGCUCCAUCCUGGAGCCAUCUGGCUUUGGCUCCAUGGGGCACAAGGCAAGCUUCUAGCAGCAAGUUGCACUCACCUCCACGAGCCAUCUUGGUUGAGAGACUCCCUUACAACCAAAGCUAAAGCAAGUAAGGCCAGGAAGGGAUGAACAAGAAACCUGCCUAGUAAAAAUGACUCUUUCCCAAGUAUGGUAAGAGAACAACCACCAACUGGGCUGACCUUUUAUCUUCCUCUAUGCACCCAUCUGUGGUGUCCACCAGAUAUCACCAGCCCCCUUGGCUUUGCACAUUUCCAUGCAAACUGUGUUUUCCUUAGCAGCUUCUUCACUUCACUGCCAUUAAAACCUGAG